AAAGAAAAAAUAAAAAAAAAAGAAAGAAGGCUACAUAAUAAACAAAAUAAGAAAGGACAAAGAAGAUAUCACAACACGCAAAGGAAAAUAGAUGUUUAUUUUUCUGGACACAGAAGCUGAUGAAAAGGGCUCUCAAUAGGAGGAGAAGGAGAAGCAGAAGAAGAAGUAUAAUUAAGAAAGGAAACUCCGGCCUUUCUCUCUCUUUUAUUUUAAUUAUUUUCCACCUUUAAUCUUUUCCACACGCAUACACACAUAUUAAAUCAGACUCUUUGGAGGUGGACACUUCCUCGUUCCUCAGCUGUUUGUUCCCUCUGACACUUGUGUCAGUUCUUAAACAGUUUCUAUUUCUCUCUCUCUAUAUAUCUCUUUCUCUCUCACACACACACACCUCCUAAAUAUAUGCAUGUGCUUUUGUGUGGAAUAAUAUAUCUAUAUCUCUAUCUAUCUAUGUGACCAUGUCUCUCUUUCCAUCUCUCACACACAACACAAACACAUGAGAUGGGCCUCUUCCCCCCCCACCCCCCACCCCUUCUCUCUCACUCUCUCUCUCUUCAUCAAAGGCUUCUGCAUCUAAUGAUAAGGAAAAGAGGGGUCAAAUCAUCUGGACCAAUUGCCUUCUUUUGAUCCACUCGCAGGAAUUUCUUGGAUCUCUUCAAGGAGAAAAGAGAGAUAAACUUCUCCACCUACCAGUAUACGUACCUACAGAAACUCUCUCCCUUGCUCUCUAAAUAAGAGAAGAGAAGAGAAGAGAAAGAGGAUUAUGUGAAAACAAUUAAUCGAUCGACUCCAAUAUUAAAAUAAAUAAAUAAUAAUAAUAAUAGUAAUAGUUAGGGUAGUAAUCUGAUGGCGACGUACUUCCACGGCGGCCCCGACAUCCAAACCGACAGCCUACAAACCCUCUACCUCAUGAACCCGGCCUACGUCGGCUACUCCGACGCCUCCGCUGCCGCAGCUGCUCCUGCCAACAUGGUCCUCUUCAACCCCGCCGUGAACCCGAUGAACCCCAUGAGCUUCGCCUACUCUCCCGCCGCUGCCGGCCAAGAACCGAUCCGUUCUCCGCAUCCACCGCCUCCGACAAUUGGCGCCUCCCCCCACGACGUCUCGGCGGUCCACGGCCUCGUCCCCGGGCGCGUCCAGUAUAACCUGUGGACGCAGCCCCCGCCGCCGACGCACCAGCAAGGGCUGUCGCUGAGCCUGUCCUCGCGGGAGAUGUCGGUGUCUGCAGCGGAGGCGACGCCGAAUUCGGGGGCUCCGAAUGCGACGGCAGCGGCAGCGCAGAGCUUCCUGAUGGGGUCCAAGUACCUGAAGGCGGCGCAGCAGCUGCUGGACGAGAUGGUCAACGUCGGGAAGGGAGGGAGAGCAGCUCAUGACGCAGCGGCGGGGAAGGGGAAGAGCGAGGAUUCCGACGGAGGAGCGGAGGCGGGGGCGGUCAGCGGCGGCGGCGGGCAGGAGGAGGCGAGCGCGAAGAGAGCGGCGGCCGAGCUCUCGACCGCGGAGAAGCAGGAGCUUCAGAUGAAGAAGGCCAAGCUUGUUAACAUGCUCGACGAGGUAGAACAGAGGUACAGGCAAUACCAUCACCAAAUGCAAAUAGUGAUCUCAUCAUUCGAAGCCGUGGCCGGUCGCGGUUCCGCGAGAACGUACACCGCACUCGCCCUCCAAACCAUAUCGAAGCAAUUCCGGUGCCUCCGAGACGCCAUCACCGGCCAAAUAAGGGCCACUAGCAAAAGCCUCGGGGAGGAGAACGCCAAGACGGUGGGGUCGAGGCUCCGGUUCGUCGACCACCACCUCCGGCAGCAACGGGCCCUCCAGCAGCUCGGAAUGAUGCAGCACAACGCAUGGCGGCCGCAGAGAGGGCUACCCGAGAGAUCCGUCUCGAUUCUUCGAGCGUGGCUCUUCGAGCACUUCCUUCACCCUUACCCAAAGGAUUCGGACAAGCUCAUGCUAGCGAAACAAACUGGUCUCACUCGGAGCCAGGUUUCAAAUUGGUUCAUAAAUGCGAGGGUGCGGCUCUGGAAGCCGAUGGUGGAGGAGAUGUAUUUGGAAGAAACCAAAGACCACGAACAGAUCAACAACAACAACAACAACAACAAUAGCAACAACAGCAACAGCAACACUGAGACCGGCGUAGAGAACAACAGCGCCGAGAACGAACCCGACGCCGCACCGACGGCUCGGCAAGAGACGGACGCACCGAAAUCUGCGCGGCGGGGGGGAGGCUUCAAGGAGAAGCAGAGCAGCGCCGUGCCGAGCUACUACGACGACGACCUGUCAAUGCGGCAACAACCGAAGCUCAAGAAGCUGAGGAGCGAUGAGCCUGUUCACGCGGCCAUCGCGUCGUCCUCGCACUCGAUCGCGGGCGUCGAUACGAAGCCCAACGAGAUGAACAACCGCGCGCUGCUGAUGAAGUUCAUCGAGAGCAGCGGGAGGAGCAUCGGGGAGGAGCAAAGCUACCACUCGCUGAUAGCAGGGGCUACGAGCAACGGAGGAGGAGGAGGAGGAGGAGGAGGAGGGUACGGUGCUUAUUCGAUGGGCGAGAUGGGGAGGUUCGACUCGCAGAAUUUCGCGCCGAGGUAUUCGAACAAUGGAGUGUCACUCACUCUGGGGCUGCCACACUGUGAGAACUUAUCUCUAUCAGGAGGAGCGCACUCAUCGUUCCUGCCCAGUGAGGGGAUGCCAUUUGGGAGGAGGAUUGAGAUGAGCGGCAACGAGGCCGGUGAGUUUUGCAGCAUCGGCAACAGUAGCCAAGCAGUGAACUCUCCCCAGCCUCCAAAUGCUUACGAUAUCAAUAUUCAGAGCAGGAAGAGGUUUGCUGCUCAAUUAAUGCCAGAUUUUGUGUCCUAGUUCAAGGUUGUGUGUUCCAUUCCAUGCAUGGUUUUGGUUGUAGCAGUGUUAUUUAUAAAUUAGGGGGCUUGUAAAAUAGUGGUAGCUAGCUAGGUAUUAUUCUCUUUGGUGCUCCACCAUUUGGGUGGUUUAAUUUUAGGAAUGGAACUCAAAGAUGAUGCAGUGUAUAGAAGAAGAAGAAGAAGAAGAAGAAGAAGAAGAAGAGGAAGAAGAAGGACAUAUAGCUCCACACAAUAGGAUUUUUAUAUUUUGACAGGACAAAUUUGGGGAUGGAGUUUGAGAAGAAAAGGAAAUUGAGUCCAUAGAACUUGAGAAUAUUGUAUAUUUGUAGCUAGAGCACUGUUUGGACAUACGUAAUAAUUCUAAAUGUUGCAGGAUUUUUAUACAAUCUUAAUAACAUGCAGGACUUGUUCGGUAGUGAUUA
Ananas comosus (pineapple) is the source of this 3265-nucleotide messenger RNA. RefSeq names its product BEL1-like homeodomain protein 1. Gene Ontology annotation, molecular function: DNA-binding transcription factor activity, RNA polymerase II-specific; RNA polymerase II cis-regulatory region sequence-specific DNA binding. NCBI's taxonomy places the organism in Eukaryota, Viridiplantae, Streptophyta, Magnoliopsida, Poales, Bromeliaceae. Gene Ontology annotation, biological process: regulation of transcription by RNA polymerase II. Bases 844 to 2841 code for a protein of 665 amino acids. The transcript is spliced from 5 exons. The record is from RefSeq and is a predicted model, not a curated record.